Messenger RNA from Colossoma macropomum (tambaqui), 1970 nucleotides. RefSeq names its product thyroid hormone receptor interactor 10b (gene trip10b). The transcript has 15 exons. Gene Ontology annotation, molecular function: protein binding. Gene Ontology annotation, biological process: signal transduction. The record is from RefSeq and is a predicted model, not a curated record. NCBI's taxonomy places the organism in Eukaryota, Metazoa, Chordata, Actinopteri, Characiformes, Serrasalmidae. The coding region runs from base 225 to 1763 and encodes 512 amino acids.
UUCUCAAAGUGUCAAAAACAGAAAACAGAAACUGAAGAGCACUAAAAUCCAAAGCAGUAAAGUCCAAAGGACUAAAGGACUGAAGGCCUGAAGGACUUUAAGACCGAGAAGGAUCGACAGACUAUAAAAGCCUGUUAUAGACUCCAUAAACUAAUUUGUAGGAUUUUUCUUUGUGGGACAAAGUUUUCUAGAUAAGCAGGUUUUUCUUGAGCGUUCUUGAAGACAUGGAUUGGGGCACAGCUCUGUGGGACCAGCAUGAUGUGAUUGAGAAACACACCCAGUCAGGGCUGGAGCUGGCGGAUCGCUAUGUGAAGUUUGUCAAAGAGAGAACAGAGAUCGAACAGAACUAUGCCAAACAGCUCAGGGCUCUUUGUAAAAAAUAUUCAAGGAGAGGCAGCAGAGAGGACCAAGACACAAGGUUCACCAAUCAGCAGGCGUUUCAGGAGGUGCUGAAUGAGCUGAAUGACUACGCGACUCACAGAGAACAGCUGGCUGAUAACAUGAGCGUCAGCAUCUGUGUGGAGCUCACCAAGCACCUCUACGACCUGAGACUGGAGCGCAAGACUCUUCUGACUGAGGUUAAAAAAGCCCAGCAAAAUCUUGAGAACAGCUUCAAACAGCUUGAGUUGGCUAAGAAGCGUUUUGAGAAGGAGUGGAAAGACGCAGAGAAAGCCAAUCUGCAAGCAGAGAGAGCUGAACAGGACACUAACUCGACCAAAGUGGAUGUAGACAAGGCCAGGCAGAAUGCUCAUCAACGUACACACCUAGCAGACGAGUGUAAGAACGAAUACGCUGCUCAGCUCCAGAAAUACAACAGAGAGCAAAACCAUUUCUACCACAGCGAAAUGCCGUCUAUAUUUAACAAACUGCAGGAGGUGGAUGAGAAGCGAAUCAGGAAGUUGGCUGAAGGUUACAGGCUGUUUGCUGAUAUAGAGAGGAAGAUCCUCCCGUUCAUCAGCGUCUGCCUGGACAAAAUCACCAUAGCCAGCAAUAACACCAAGGAAAAACAGGACUCUUUGACCCUCAUUGAGCAGCAUAAGUCUGGUCUAGCGCCCCCUGUUGAUGUGGAGUUUGAGGAUUACAGUCAAGGCAUCAGAUCUGCAUCUCUGGAAGCCCCACAGAACAACUCAAGGGGCCGCAUUAAACAUUUAUUCAAGAAGAACAAGACUGGAACAUCAGAUAAAAACAUGCCCCCUCCAGUGGAGGAUUUCUCCCACCUGCCUCCAGACAAGAGGAAGAAGCGUCUGCAGGAGAGAAUUGAUGAGAUCAAAAAAGAGCUUCAGAAAGAGGUGGACAAGAGUAAUGGUCUUGGUAAGAUGAAGGGGGUUUAUGAGAAGAACUCUCAGCUCGGAGACCCCGCUAGUCUGGACCCCCAGAUCAACCAGAUCGCUCACAACAUCAGCAAACUGAAGGGGGAGCUGCAAAGAUACGAGGCGUGGCUGAGUGAGGUUGGAGGAGUCAGUUCAAACAGCAACAACCACACCAGUGCGUACGUCACUGUACUUGAGUCCAGGCCGAGUCUCCCUCAGCUCAGUGAUGAUGUCUAUGAGUUUGAUGAAGACUUCGAUGAUGAUGAUGAUGUGCCUAUUGCUCAGUGCCUGGCACUCUAUGACUUUGACGGUGCCAGCGAGGGAGCGGUCAGCAUGGAGGCUGGAGAGAAACUGAGCAUGAUAAACAAGGAUCAGGGUGAUGGCUGGGUGCACGUGAGGAGAAUCAAUGGAGAUGAAGGAUAUGUACCUGCAUCGUACAUCAAAAUCAUCUGAAAAUAUUCCGAAUCAUCUGAUACAUCUCCAAAAGAAUCAUCUGAGAGAGCUCCAUCUGAGUCCACCUGAUAAGGGCCCUUAUUCGUGCAGUGUAGUGUUCCUUACUGGGCAGAAAUUGAAGUCCAGUCUUCUGAGAGGGCCGUAGUGUUGGCCACUGCACUACAUCAACAGAUCCACUAUUCAGCAGAGGCGAAGCACAGAACUAUA